CCUAGUAUUCUCUAUUUAUAUAAAAGUAGUGGCCUUAUUUCUGAUUUCAAACCAACCAAUUAUGUGGUCCGCGUGUGAAGUAACUAAACCGAAGACUUUAUAGGAGACUUUAUAGGAGACAUUCUUUGAACAAUAGAAGGAUUGGAGGAGAAAAGUGAAAAUAUAUGAUUCAUCCUGGUGGUGAAAGAUAACUAUUUUGGAAAUACUACGGGCAAUGUUCUAACAGAUGUCAGAAAGAGCUACACAGGCAAUGCAAACACACCAUAUUUAAACACACCACACCUAAACAUCCAAAUCGACGAGUCUCAGUAAAAAGAGGGAAGACAACUGUUACUACACACACGGAUAAACUUUCUUUUAAACAACAGACAACUCAGAUUAAUCGAACGCCUUUAAAACCGAAAGAGAAAAUAGGAACCACUGAACACGAUCAUCUUUCUAUUAAGAUUAAAACAACACAGCGUUAUCAACUUCUACUGAACCCGAUGGAGAAAGUAGGAAAGACUGAGCAUGAUGAACUUUGCCUGAAAUCGAAAGAGAAGGGAAGAAUAUAUGAGCAUGAUAAAACCCCAUUUAAAACGAUAGCGAAAGAAGAAACAAUUAAGCAUGGUCAAUUCCCACUAAGCACGAUAAAGACAGUUUUAACAACUGAGAAUGAUAAAUUUUCUUUAAGAACAGAACAGAAUGAGAAAAUAGAAAGAAUUGAGUAUGAUCAAUGUCAUUUAAAACACACAGAUAGAAUAACUGUGAAUGAUCAAUUUUCACUAAAUCUAACAGAGACAAAGGGAAUACCUGAGCAUGAUCAACUCCAACUUAAACUGAAAGAGAAAGUUAGAUAUACUCAGCAUGAUCAACUGCCUUUAAAAAUGAAAAAAAACAAAGGAACAACUGAGUAUGAUCAACUUGCUAUAAAAAAGAAUGAGAAACUAGGAACAACUGACCGUGAACAAUUCCCUAUAACACCGAAAGAGAAUGUAGGAACAUCUGAUUACGAUCAACUCCUUAUAAAACCUAAGGAGAUAGUAGGAAUAACUGAGCAUGAUCAACUUGCUAUAAAAACGAAUGAGAAACUAGGAACAACUGGCCGUGAACACCUCCCUAUUACACCGAAAGAGAAUGUAGGAACAACUGAUUAUGAUAAACUCCUUAUAAAACCUAAGGAGGUAGUAGAAAUAACUGAGCACGAUCAACUCGGACUACAACAGAAAUAUAAUGAAGGUAAAACUGAGCAUGAUCAUCUCCAACUAACACCGCAAAUGAAAGUACGAACGAAUGAUCACAUCCCUGUGAAAUCGAAAGACACAGUAGAAACAAUUAAGCAGGAUGAAUUCCGACAAAAACUUAAAGAGAAAGUAGGAACAUCUGAGCAGGAGCAAAUUCCUUUAAAAGAAAAAGAUAAAGUAGUAUCAACAGGGCAUGAUCAACACUUCCUGGAUCCGAAAGGCAAAAUAGGAACAACUGAGCAUGAUCAACACCCUUUAAAAGAAAACGUAGGAACAAAUGACAAAGAUCAACUCCGACGUAAACAGAAACAGACAGUAGAAUCCACUGGGCAUGAUCAACACUCCCUGAAUCCGAAAGACAAAAUAGGAACAAAUGAGCAUAAUCAACUCACUUUAAAAGAAAAAAUAGGAUCCAAUGACAAUGAUCAACUCCGACGUAAACAGCAUAAGACAGUAGGAACAACUGAGCAUGAUCAACACCCUUUAAACCCGAAAGAGAAAGAAACAACAGCUAACAAUGAUCAAAUCGGACUAAAACCGAAAGCAAAAGUAGAAACAACUGAUGAUGUAUUCCCGCUAAAACAGAAAGGGAAAGAAGGAAAAACUGAAGAUGAUCAACUCCCCCUAAAAUCGGACAAAAAUAUGGGAAAAAUUAAGCAUGAUCAAUGCGCUAUAAACCCAAAGGAGACUGAAGGAAUAACUGAGCAUGGUCAAAUUCCGCUCAAACAGAAAAAGAAGAAAAGAGCAACCAAGCAUAAUAAACGCCUACUUAAACAAAAAGAGAAAGUCGAAACAAUUGAGCAUGAUCAUCGCGGACUUAAACCGAAACUAAAAGAAGGAACAUCUCAGCAUAAUCAAGUCCCGCUAAACACAAAAGGCAAGGUAGAAAUAAGAGAGCAUGAUCAACUUCCCCGUAAACAGGAAAAGGAAAUAGGAAAAACUGAACAACUACCUUUAAAAGAGAAAGAAAAAGUAGGAACCAAUGACCAUAAUCGACUACCUAUAAAACCGAAAGAGACAGUAGAAAUAACUGAGCAUGAACAACUUGCUAUAAAAACGAAUGAGAAACUAGGAACAAUUGACCGUGAUCAACUUCCUAUUACACCGAAAGAGAAUGUAGGAACAACUGAUUAUGAUAAACUCCUUAUAAAACCUAAGGAGAUAGUAGAAAUAACUGAGCACGAUCAACUCGGACUAAAACAGAAAUAUAAUGAAGGUAAAACUGAGCAUGAUCAUCUCCAACUAACACUGGAAGUAAAAGUACGAACAAAUCAGCAUGAUCACAUUCCUGUGAAAUUGAAAGAGACAGUAGGAACAAUUAAGCAGGAUGAAUUCCGACUUAAACAUAAAGAGAAAGUAGGAACAUUUGAGCAUGAGCAAGUUCCUAUUAAAGGAAAAGACAAAGUAGGAAGAACUGGGCAUGAUCAACACUCCCUGGAUCCGAAAGACAAAAUAGGAACAACUGAGCAUGAUCAACUCGCUUUAAAAGGAAAAGUAGGAUUAAAUGACAAUGCUCAACUCCAACGUAAACAUAAACAGACAGUAAGAACAACUGAGCAUGAUCAACACCAUUUAAACCCGAAGGAGAAAGAAACAACAGCUAACAAUGAUCAAAUCGGACUAAAACCGAAAGUAAAAGUAGAAACAACUGAUGAUGUAUUCCCGCUAAAACAGAAAGGGAAUGUAGGAACAACUGAAGAUGAUCAUCCCCCCCUAAAAUCCGAGGACAAUAUGGCAAUAAUUGAGCACGAUCAAUGCGCUAUAAACCCGAAGGAGACAGUAGGAAUAACUGAGCAUGAUCAAAAUCCGCUCAAACCGAAAAAGGAGGAAAUACUACCCAAGUAUCAACGCCUACUUAAACUGAAAGAGAUAGUCAAAACUAUUGAGCAUGAUCAUCGCGGACUUAAACCGAAACAAAAAGACGGAACAUCUCAGGAUAAUCAAUUCCCGCUAAACCCAAAAGGGAAGGUAGAAAUAAGUGAGCACGAUCAACUUCCCCGUAAACAGGAAAAGGAAAAAGGAACAACUGAACAACUCCCUUUAAAAGAGAAAAAGAAAGUAGGAACUAAUGAGAAUACUCGACUACCUUUAAAACCUAAAGAGACAGUAGGAAUAACUGAGUAUGAUCAACUUGCUAUAAAAAAGAAUGAGAAACUAGGAACAACUGACCGUGAACAAUUCCCUAUUACACCGAAAGAGAAUGUAGGAACAUCUGAUUACGAUCAACUCCUUAUAAAACCUAAGGAGAUAGUAGGAAUAACUGAGCAUGAUCAACUUGCUAUAAAAACGAAUGAGAAACUGGGAACAACUGGCCGUGAACACCUCCCUAUUACACCGAAAGAGAAUGUAGGAACAACUGAUUAUGAUAAACUCCUUAUAAAACCUAAGGAGGUAGUAGAAAUAACUGAGCACGAUCAACUCGGACUACAACAGAAAUAUAAUGAAGGUAAAACUGAGCAUGAUCAUCUCCAACUAACACCGCAAAUGAAAGUACGAACGAAUGAUCACAUCCCUGUGAAAUCGAAAGACACAGUAGAAACAAUUAAGCAGGAUGAAUUCCGGCAAAAACUUAAAGAGAAAGUAGGAACAUCUGAGCAGGAGCAAAUUCCUUUAAAAGAAAAAGAUAAAGUAGUAUCAACAGGGCAUGAUCAACACUUCCUGGAUCCGAAAGGCAAAAUAGGAACAACUGAGCAUGAUCAACACCCUUUAAAAGAAAACGUAGGAACAAGUGACAAAGAUCAACUCCGACGUAAACAGAAACAGACAGUAGAAUCCACUUGGCAUGAUCAACACUCCCUGAAUCCGAAAGACAAAAUAGGAACAAAUGAGCAUAAUCAACUCACUUUAAAAGGAAAAAUAGGAUCCAAUGACAAUGAUCAACUCCGACGUAAACAGCAUAAGACAGUAGGAACAACUGAGCAUGAUCAACACCCUUUAAACCCGAAAGAGAAAGAAACAACAGCUAACAAUGAUCAAAUCGGACUAAAACCGAAAGCAAAAGUAGAAACAACUGAUGAUGUAUUCCCGCUUAAACAGAAAGGGAAAGAAGGAAAAACUGAAGAUGAUCAACUCCCCCUAAAAUCGGACAAAAAUAUGGGAAAAAUUAAGCAUGAUCAAUGCGCUAUAAACCCAAAGGAGACUGAAGGAAUAACUGAGCAUGGUCAAAUUCCGCUCAAACAGAAAAAGAAGGAAAGAGCAACCAAGCAUAAUAAACGCCUACUUAAACAAAAAGAGAAAGUCGAAACAAUUGAGCAUGAUCAUCGCGGACUUAAACCGAAACUAAAAGAAGGAACAUCUCAGCAUAAUCAAGUCCCGCUAAACACAAAAGGCAAGGUAGAAAUAAGAGAGCAUGAUCAACUUCCCCGUAAACAGGAAAAGAAAAUAGGAAAAACUGAACAACUCCCAUUAAAAGAGAAAGAGAAAGUAGGAACCAAUGACCAUAAUCGACUACCUAUAAAACCGAAAGAGACAGUAGAAAUAACUGAGCAUGAACAACUUGCUAUAAAAGCGAAUGAGAAACUAGGAACAAUUGACCGUGAUCAACUUCCUAUUACACCGAAAGAGAAUGUAGGAACAACUGAUUAUGAUAAACUCCUUAUAAAACCUAAGGAGAUAGUAGAAAUAACUAAGCAGGAUCAACUCGGACUAAAACAGAAAUAUAAUGAAGGUAAAAGUGAGCAUGAUCAUCUCCAACUAACACUGGAAGUAAAAGUACGAACAAAUGAGCAUGAUCACAUUCCUGUGAAAUUGAAAGAGACUGUAGGAACAAUUAAGCAGGAUGAAUUCCGACUAAAACAUAAAGAGAAAGUAGGAACAUUUGAGCAUGAGCAAGUUCCUAUUAAAGGAAAAGACAAAGUAGGAAGAACAGGGCAUGAUCAACACUCCCUGGAUCCGAAAUACAAAAUAGGAACAACUGAGCAUGAUCAACUCGCUUUAAAAGGAAAAGUAGGAUUAAAUGACAAUGCUCAACUCCAACGUAAACAUAAACAGACAGUAAGAACAACUGAGCAUGAUCAACACCCUUUAAACCCGAAGGAGAAAGAAACAACAGCUAACAAUGAUCAAAUCGGACUAAAACCGAAAGUAAAAGUAGAAACAACUGAUGAUGUAUUCCCGCUAAAACAGAAAGGGAAUGUAGGAACAACUGAAGAUGAUCAUCCCCACCUAAAAUCCGAGAACAAUAUGGCAAUAAUUGAGCACGAUCAAUGCGCUAUAAACCCGAAGGAGACAGUAGGAAUAACUGAGCAUGAUCAAUUUCCGCUCAAACCGAAAAAGGAGGAAAUACUAACCAAGUUACAACGCCUACUUAAACUGAAAGAGAUAGUCAAAACUAUUGAGCAUUAUCAUCGCGGACUUAAACCGAAACAAAAAGACGGAACAUCUCAGGAUAAUCAAUUCCCGCUAAACCCAAAAGGGAAGGUAGAAAUAAGUGAGCACGAUCAACUUCCCCGUAAACAGGAAAAGGAAAAAGGAACAACUGAACAACUCCCUUUAAAAGAGAAAAAGAAAGUAGGAACUAAUGAGAAUACUCGACUACCUUUAAAACCUAAAGAGACAGUAGGAAUAACUGAGUAUGAUCAACUUGCUAUAAAAAAGAAUGAGAAACUAGGAACAACUGACCGUGAACAAUUCCCUAUUACACCGAAAGAGAAUGUAGGAACAUCUGAUUACGAUCAACUCCUUAUAAAACCUAAGGAGAUAGUAGGAAUAACUGAGCAUGAUCAACUUGCUAUAAAAACGAAUGAGAAACUAGGAACAACUGGCCGUGAACAACUCCCUAUUACACCGAAAGAGAAUGUAGGAACAACUGAUUACGAUCAACUCCUUAUAAAACCUAAGGAGAUAGUAGAAAUAACUGAGCACGAUCAACUCGGACUACAACAGAAAUAUAAUGAAGGUAAAAGUGAGCAUGAUCAUCUCCAACUAACACCGCAAGUGAAAGUACGAACAAAUGAGCAUGAUCACAUCCCUGUGAAGUCGAAAGAGACAGUAGGAACAAUUAAGCAGGAUGAACUCCGACAAAAACUUAAAGAGAAAGUAGGAACAUCUGAGCAUAAGCAAAUUCCUUUAAAAGAAAAAGACAAAGUAGUAUCAACAGGGCAUGAUCAACACUUCCUGGAUCCGAAAGGCAAAAUAGGAACAACUGAGCAUGAUCAACACCCUUUAAAAGAAAACGUAGGAACAAAUGACAAAGAUCAACUCCGACGUAAACAGAAACAGACAGUAGAAUCCACUGGGCAUGAUCAACACUCCCUGAAUCCGAAAGACAAAAUAGGAACAACUGAGCACGAUCAACUCGCUUUAAAAGGAAAAAUAGGAUCCAAUGACAAUGAUCAACUCCGACGUAAACAGCAACAGACAGUAGGAACAACUGAGCAUAAUCAACACCCUUUAAACCCGAAACAGAAAGAAACAACAGCUAACAAUGAUCAAAUCGGACUAAAACCGAAAGCAAAAGUAGAAACAACUGAUGAUGUAUUCCCGCUAAAACAGAAAGGGAAAGAAGGAAAAACUGAAGAUGAUCAUCCCCACCUAAAAUCCGAGGACAAUAUGGCAAUAAUUGAGCACGAUCAAUACGCUAUAAACCCGACGGAGACAGUAGUAAUAACUGAGCAUGAUCAAUUUCCGCUCAAAGCGAAAAAGGAGGAAAUAAUAGCCAAGCAUUAUCAAUGCCUACUUAAACUGAAAGAGAUACUCAAAACUAUUGAGCAUGAUCAUCUCGGACUUAAACCGAAACAAAAAGCCGGAACAUCUCAGGAUAAUCAAUUUCCGCUAAACCCAAAAGGGAAGGUAGAAAUAAGUGAGCACGAUCAACUUCCCCGUAAACAGGAAAAGGAAAAAAGAACAACUGAACAACUCCCUUUAAAAAAGAAAAAGAAAGUAGGAACCAAUGAGAAUACUCGACUACCUUUAAAACCUAAAACGACAGUAGGAAUAACUGAGUAUGAUCAACUUGCUAUAAAAACGAAUGAGAAACUAGGAACAAUUGACCAUGAUCAACUUCCUAUUACACCGAAAGAGAAUGUAGGAACAUCUGAUUAUGAUAAACUCCUUAUAAAACCUAAGGAGAUAGUAGAAAUAACUGAGCACGAUCAACUCGGACUACAACAGAAAUAUAAUGAUGGUAAAACUGAGCAUGAUCAUCUCCAACUAACACUGGAAGUAAAAGUACGAACAAAUGAGCAUGAUCACAUUCCUGUGAAAUUGAAAGAGGCAGUAGGAACAAUUAAGCAGGAUGAAUUACGACUAAAACAUAAAGAGAAAGUAGGAACAUCUGAGCAUGAGCAAAUUCCUUUUAAAGAAAAAGACAAAGUAGGAUCAACUGGGCAUGAUCAACACUCCCUGGAUCCGAAAGACAAAAUAAGAACAACUGAGCAUGAUCAACACCCUUUAAAAGAAAACGUAGGAACAAAUGACAAUGAUCAACUCCGACGUAAACAAAAACAGACAGUAGGAACAACUGAGCAUGAUCAACACACUUUAAACCCAAAAGAGAAAGAAAUAACAACUGACAAUGAUCAAAUCGGACUGAAACCGAAAGCAAAAGUAGAAACAACUCAUGAUAUAUUCCCGCUAAAACAGAAAAAGAAAGUAGGAACAACUGAGCAUGAUCAACCCCCCAUAAAAUCGGAGGACAAUAUGGGAAUAACUGAACAUGAUAAAAUCACAGUGGUUACUGAGAUAAAGCAGCAGAAAAGGGUAUAUAAAGUGAGAGAAGGAAACCGCUUUAAAGUAAAAUUAGAAAAAGAUUCAUAUCGGUGUUUAAUAUCUGGUAUAAUAGUGUUGCCAGGCAGAGAAAUAAUUAUAACAGACAGUGGGAACUGUGAGCUCAAGCUGCUGACAGCUGACUACACCAUGGCGGACCAUGUCAGAGUUCCAGAGAUGCCAUAUGGCAUAUGCGCUGUGUCUGACAACCAGGUGGCUGUCUAUAAUGGGAGAUGGGAGAUACAGUUUUUCGAUGUAGAAAAUAGCAAACUCAAGCUCAACAGAAAAAUACAACUGGACCAUGACUGCAAGAGUGUGGCAUACAUUGAAGGCCAUCUGUAUGUAUCAUCUGAUGGUACAGUGUAUCUGUACACACUGGAUGGAAGGCGGGUGAGGGAGAUCUACACAGCAUAUGGAUGCGAUGUGGCGGGUCUUGCGGUUAACCCAGAUGGAAACAAACUCUACAUCACAGACAUAAACAAUAACCAACUGGUGACAGUGGACAUGCAGGGACAAGUGUUGGCCACACUGACGGAUAAACACCUCAAAUGCCCCCGUGUCGUUGUGUCUCAUAGUGGACAGGUGUUUGUGUGGGAUAGUCAGUCCCGAAGCAUCCUACAGGUGGACAGUGAGGGCAAACAAAAGCUAGCCACGCUGACCAUCGAGGAGGAUGGUUCGUCCUAUCCACGCUCAGUGUGCUUUGACAGCAGGACAUCAUCUUUGCUUGUAUGUAAUAUAGGGUCGGAAUAUAUUUUAGUGUUAAAACUGUAACAAAAAUCAAUAAUAACAUAAUAAUUCCUAUCGCACUAUCGCAAUGUUACUUGUGACAUAGCAAAGUGUAAACUAAAACUGAUUUAAAGGCCUAGUUUAAUCCUUCUAUAAGUACCCCCCCCCCCCCAACAAAAAAAAAACAAAAAAAAAACGUGCAUUGUACUAAUCUAAGUGUCUUAUUGUUUUAACACAUCUCCGAUCUGAAUAUCCUGCUGUGCAGUUUUGGAGGUAUAUAUAGAAAUGGGCCUGAGCAAAUAAACAGGAAAUUUGCCCCGACUGUGACAUCAGUGCAAUAAGCAGGAGAUGCACUGCAGGGGAUUGUCCUGCUAAGCAUUCCUUAAACUAGGCCUUUAAAUUCAAGUAAGAAUCGUAGCCAGUUAUAGAUAAUCAUUGAAUACCAGGGAUUGAAAACCAUAAACCACAAAGCUUAUGCUUAUGUUUUAUUUCCAUUUUAACAUAUUAUUUUGUAGAUUCUAAUGACAGACAAAUAUAUUUUAUGUUAAGCGAUAAUAUUUUUUUUAUGAUUGAUUAUCGCCGAUUUAGGAGGUAAAUAAUCGAUGUUCGACAAUACUCGAUCCUCGUUGAAUUCAUAGUAAAUACAACUGGUACACUACACAUGUAUUCCCUUCCGGCUACUAACCAAUAUAAAUGAAAUGAAAUGUUCUUCAUUAUCAGCUGUGUUCUUCAAAAUGCAAAACAGAAAUAUUUCAUCGUUUGGUAUUUUUUAUGUGACUUACUUUUAGCAUUGAGUUUCGUUGGUGUAUAAAAACAUUUGGUCAGUGCAUGAUUUGUGAUGUUAAAUAUUUCCCCUUCCGGGAUUAUGAUAAUAAUAUUCCAGAAAAACUAGUGCAUAUCAAAAUAUGGUUUGUUCGUUGCUUUCAUUGUUGUAUGAGUGUUUAUAUUGUACAAAGAUUUUCAAAGAUCAUUAAAAGAUUUUCUUACGUAUGAAAAUUUUGUGCACUUUGUGUGUUUUUUUCCCUCUACAUUUUCACUAAAUGAUUGUGUUGAUAACUUUACAUACAUUAUAUUAUUCAAGAACAUAUUAGUAGAUAUUGUUGUUGUGCAUUUUUCUGACCAUUUUUAUGAUUAUUCAAUGAGAUAAUAAUAUAAUAUAUAUUUAUAUAUUCAAGUAUGUGUGAAAGUAUGGUCCAUUAUCGUUUUUUAUUAUUAAUUAUAUCCAGGAACAUUCUUAUUUGAAAAUAAACCAGGGUGUUUGUUAGUAUUUAUUUUUGUACCAAGAUUAUUAUAUAUUCAUGAAAAUUUAAAUUCCUACCAUACCAAAUUUUAUUGUUUAUUUAAAUUAUUUUUAAUGUUGAUAAUAAUUAUCUUAUCAUGAACGCAAUGUUUAGAAAAGCUUUAUGUAUACGAAAUUAAUUAGUAAAAACAUUAUAAACCCAAGAAUAUUAUAGUAAAUACCAGUCAUUUAGUAUAGGUAAUUAAGUAGAAGAAAUUACUUAAUAAACAUUUACUUUGUGUAAAUAGUCAUUGCGGUCAUGUAUAUAAUUUAAGUAUGUAGAUGUUUACUUAUUGUACUUUCUGAUGGUAAUAUUUUAAUAGGUCACACAAAUGAUAUUGGCUCCUUAUAAUUUGAUGAACCUACUAUAUAAUGGUCUGUAAAUCCAAUUACACCUGCUUGUUUUAGUGUUUCUGGGAGCUUUUGUUAGUAUUAAGUCGGGUGUUUCACUUUUUCUAUGGGCAAAGCAAAUCUUAUGCUUAUUGAUGGACCAAAAUUGUUUAUGUGGCAUAUUAAUGUUUAAUUUGUAAGUACAGAUGUUUUUAUCAAUCAGUAUCAGUCACAUAUUUUAAAACAAUUCAGUAUCUUAUUUUGUAAUCAUUUGUUCUGCGUAUUUGUCAAAUAGUCUCUUGUAAUUCAGUAUAGAAUGGCCAUAUACCUGUUUAAUGUGUUGCAUAUAACUUUUUGUAUGUAUAUGGACGAGACUCAAAAAAAGUUAUAUAUAUAUACUUACUUAGUGUUUGCCCCUGCUAAAUAGCAUUAGCUUUAAAAUUAAGCCGUGCGCGUGUCAAAAAGAUCAGUCAAUCACUAUUGUAUAGCGGGACACUGCGAAUGCAUUGACACUUUAAUCGCGCCUUUGCAUAUGAAAACUGUAGGCGUGAUUAUAUGCGCAUACGCAGUUAUAGCAAUUAACUUUAUCAUGAAUAGUCGUCUUCAGCAAUAAGUAACAAUACUUCACAUAUAAGAAACUAAACUUUUUAAAAAUCUAGCGCCCCUAAUUGGUUGAAAAUGUAGGGCAAACACUAAAGCAUACUGAGUAUUCAAAUUUACAUAAAGUAGUUUUUGUGUUGAUACUGGUUAUCUAAUAUCUACUGCAUUGCUUUAGAAGUAGCACGAUUAUAACUAACCAUGUAAGUGAGGAUAUCAUUGUACUCCAUGUUGUGUACAUUUAGUGAUAUAUAUAUUGAUUUACAGGGAUGAUAAAAGGCCAAAAACCAGAAUCCAAAGGUGAUUAGAAGACCUUUACAAAGUCAUUGUAUCUAUACCAAGUCCUUCUAUUUAUAAUGCAAAAGACCAGCAAAAAUUCAAAUAAAUGUUAAAUAGUCUUGAAUUGAAAAGUCCCAAUCCUGAUUUCAGGAUUACUACAAAAUGUUAUCAUAUAGAACUGUAAAAUUGAUUUUGAAUGUGAUAUUAAUAAACCGAACAAAUGGAUUGUGAAGUUUUUAUAAUCAUACUGUACUUAACUAUGGCAGUUUAAACAAAUUUGACAUAAGCGAUUCUGAAAUUUCAAAUGUUUCAAAACAUAAUUGCCCACCAACUCCAAAAUGUUUGAUAACAUGAAUCUAAAUCUAAAACAAGAGUGGGAAUAUAGGAAAUACAAGUUGUUUGAUCGGUAACCUAAAUAGUCUUGGAUAUUUGAACAUAUUAUAAGGAUAUUUGUUAAAGUUAUUCAUAUUGUGUGUAGUGUAGUUAAGAUCAAUGUCAAUGUUAGUUUGGCUAAAAAAAGAAGGAAAAUGAGUCCUUGAAUUAUAACAUCGAUGAAAUCACAGAGACUUGGAUGAAAUAGCAAGCCUUAAGUAUUUUCG
Messenger RNA from Mya arenaria, 11738 nucleotides. RefSeq lists its product as uncharacterized. The transcript has 3 exons. The record is from RefSeq and is a predicted model, not a curated record. Bases 486 to 8699 code for a protein of 2737 amino acids. Lineage: Eukaryota; Metazoa; Mollusca; Bivalvia; Myida; Myidae.